Molecule: messenger RNA, 612 nt
Organism: Prorocentrum cordatum
Lineage: Eukaryota; Dinophyceae; Prorocentrales; Prorocentraceae
Source: the annotation of a GenBank genome assembly
AUGGACCUUUCCAGCCCAGACAAGGAAAAGAAACAUCACGUUGGAAACAUUGGGCAACAUAUCCAAGUACUCCAGCACGCCUACGACACGCUCGCUAAGGGAGAAGAUGGAGCCGAGGGAGAGGCAGCCAAGGCCCUUCAACGUAAGCUCCAGGCGCUCCGAGAAGAACGAGACAGCUCUAAGUCCGCCAGCCAGAGGCUCCUCGUGGCCAGCGGAAACAUGUCCAAAUUCGAGAAGCAGGUUGACAGCCACACCAAGACGGUGGGCAUGCUCGAGGUCAAAGUCCAGAAUGCAGCAGCGCACCUACGUGAGCAAGAACGGGAGCUGGAGAGCGCCAUGCAGAGCCUGGCCGAUGCCAAGCGAAAGCUUCAGGAGGUCAACACUGAGAUGGCUGUGCACAAAGCGGCUGUGGCGGCCGCCAGCGAGUCAGGCAGUCGAUCCUCGUCUCCCAAGCCAUCGCCCACGCAGAUCUUCGCGCUCACUCCAGACGAGCUGCAACAGAUGCAGCUGAUGUACCUGUCCCAUCAGAGCCACCAGCAGACGCGGUUCAAGGUGCUGACCCAGGACCAAGCGCUGCGGGAGGAGGUGCAGGUGGUCGAGCCGGCCGUGCCC